Molecule: messenger RNA, 1106 nt
Organism: Pelagomonas calceolata
Lineage: Eukaryota; Pelagophyceae; Pelagomonadales; Pelagomonadaceae
Source: the annotation of a GenBank genome assembly
CCCAAGGCCAGCGCGUACGUAUACGUUUUUUUGCGUACACGCUGCUAUUUUGGUUUGAAUACGACGUUUGCGCGUGUUAUCGCGCGGCAACAAGAAUCGCCAGCAUGACGUCGCUGGCCGAGUCGUUGGACAGCGUCGGCGAGCGCAUCGUCGACUGGGCGCUCGUCGGGUCGCCCGUGACGGACGCGCCCGUCCGGGGUUGGCCGCUGGCCAGGUUCUCGACGGCGCUCGCCAUCGCCGUGGCUUACCUCGCCUUCGUCGUGUUAGGCUCACUCUUCGCGCGCGCGACGCCGGGCGAGGGCGUCAAGUCGCGCGCGGCGCGGAAAUCAACAACCUCAAGCGUCAACUUCCACGCCGUCGAUGCGAGAUUCUCUUUGCAAUUGCGUCUGCUCGAUGCAGGGCUGACGAUCGAUUGCUGCGCGCAGGUUGUACGGCGUCGCGUUCCUGUACAACAUCUGCCAGGUCAUGCUCUGCUCCUACAUGUGCCUCGAAGCGGCCAUCGUGGCCCGGCGGCACGACUACAACUUGGUGUGCAAUUCCUUCAAGAGCGAGAACCCGCCCGUGGCGAACGUCCUCUGGCUCUUCUACGUGAGCAAGAUCCUGGAUUUCGUGGACACGUUCUUCAUCGUCAUCGGCAAAAAAUGGAAGCAGCUGAGCUUCCUGCACGUGUAUCACCAUACCACCAUCUUCCUCUUUUACUGGUUGAAUCUGCACGUGAACUACGACGGCGACAUCUAUUUGACGGUGGUCUUAAACGGGUUGAUCCACGCGAUCAUGUACACCUACUACUUCGUGAGCAUGCACACGCGUGACAUCUGGUGGAAGAAGUACCUCACGCUCGCGCAGCUCUUCCAGUUCACGUGCAUGAACGGCCAGGCCCUGGUCCUCUACGCGACGGGCUGCUCCGACGCGCCGCCGCGCGUCACGGGGUUGUACUUCGUCUACAUCGUCUCGCUCUUCGUGCUGUUCCUCCAGUUCUUCGUCGCGAGCUACGUACCCAAGGCGAAGGCGGCAUGAAUAUCCACGGCGGGACGGUGCGCUAUCUAGUUUUAACCACGUUAGGAAGAGGUGGUAGUUUUCUUAACUGCGAUGCGCGGAGACCUGGG